GUGUUUAAUUCUCUUUCAGAUUCAUCCCACCAUUUAAAACCUGGAGGCACUGGCCCACACAAAGCCUUGCUGAUUUCAGGAAAGAAGAGUCAUCAAAGAUGUCCAGCAAGACGGCGAGCACCAACAGCAUAGCCCAAGCUAGGAGAACUGUGCAGCAGCUGAGAUUGGAAGCCUCCAUCGAAAGAAUAAAGGUCUCCAAAGCGUCUGCAGACCUGAUGUCAUACUGUGAGGAGCAUGCCCGGAGCGACCCUCUGCUGAUGGGCAUACCGACCUCAGAAAACCCAUUCAAGGAUAAGAAGACCUGCAUCAUCUUAUAGUGGACCAGGAAGCACCCUUGCCUCUCAACGCAAACCACAGCAGCAACCUGAAGAGAUUCCUGCAGCUUACCUGGUAACCACAGCUAGUAACUAAAACACCCUUCUCUUGGAAUAACAGACCCUCAAGUCUCUCUCUUUCAAGUUGUCCUUUCUUCGCCCUUUACUGAUUUAAUACAGAAUAACAAUCUUAUUUUCUAUUUGGAAAUAUGGUAUCAUAUUGGGUUACUACUGUAUAAGGAAAGUGGCAGGGGAGUUGUGGGAAGCUUGUCUUUACAAUAUACUAUUGAUUAACAUAUGUCAAGACCUACAUUGUCUAAGCACCGGCAAAUUAAAAUGUCAAGAAUCGCUUCAGUCCAGAACCUUUAUAUUAUGUUCUUAAUAAGGUUUGUGCCAACCUACAUCCCAUGCCAGGGGUCUGGGGAGGUGGCAUGUGUCUACAGCCAUAUCUUUUUGCACUAUCGGCACUAACCGCCCUGAAACUUCCUGCUGCAGCAUCAGCCCUUCAGAGUUACAGCGUUAUCCUGACUCUGUGUAGGUGAAUAACAGAGUCUUUCUGUGUAAUUUUUGUACAAAAGAAGGUAAUAUAAUCUGCAUUAUAACGAGCUGAUGCUGUUCUCGCUCCUCUCUUGGAAUUGUGCUGGCCCCUUAGUCUACAAUAAACUGUGCCAGUUUAAAAACCUAAGGCUAAAACUGAAAGCCCUUUGAUGGGGUCUUCAUUCAUAUCAGUCAUUUGGGCUUCUGUGAUCCUGAGGCUAAGAAAAGGGAAGAUACUCUCGGGAGGACCGUGGGCAGCUACACUCCAGGGCUCUUGAUCUCUGCUGGAUUGGGGGUGGCCACCUCAGAAACUUCCACUCUCAUGACUGGCAUGGAAGAAUGAACUGAGAGCCUCAUGUGGAGAGGGGAGCAGAAAUCCAUGAAAACAGCUGCUCUCCUGGGCCCAGCUUUACAGGCAACCCUUUCUCCUCACCAGCAUGAUAGAUAGAGCAUCUCUCCUUUGCUGCUAAGGCAGCUGUUUUCAGGGGGACAGUCCCUCCUUCCCAGUUAACUGGGUGAACCCCAGUGGGGGAAAAACACUCAAGCAAUAUACAGACGCUUGAACUCUUUGCAGAUGUCUGCAGUUCCAACACUACCGUGUUCUCAAACCACUCUAGGAGAAAGGCCCUUCCAAACGGGGGCUUGCAUUCUGUACAACAGUUCAAACAUCUAGCAGUUGGGUGUUGAUGUCCUCAAUUUUACUCUGAUCAUGAAAAUAGCCCACAUACCCUCACGGUCUCUAGUAGGGAUCCCAGAGGCACAUAACCUGCCACGACCAAGGAGGUAUUCUGACUUUGUCACAGUGAAUAUUUAAAAUAAUCAAUUAGAAGCCCAAACCAAACCCAAAGCCUGUGAUAUUUUAGUUCAUUAAGGUAACUACUAAUGAAGGAUUUUAAAAAGUGUUCUCAAAAAGGACUUGCCCCAGGAGUUGUUAUAAAAUUUCCCCCACUUGUGUACAGUGUGCACUAAAAGAAAAUGUCUUUCACUAUCUAGUGCCUGGGCUUUGAGCAUCAUGCAGUACUAUUCCUAAGUGACUCAGAGGAAUCAGACUUUCCCCAAGUUACCCAUCUGCUCAGCACUCGGAACUGAGCAUGUGAAAGCCAUAGCACUGCCCACAACCUGUUCUCACUGCUUCGCUCCCAGCUGGCUUAAAGGCACCUGUUCAGGAGAGAGAGGGAGGGAGAGCUUUCACCUUGGAAAAGGUAAAAACGGCAAUGUACACCAAAAAGACAACUUUGACAUUUAAUGGAACAUUCUUUUUUUACAAGUAUAUUUUUCUACUGAUAGUUUCAGAACACUAAUCUUAUAUUCACUCUAAUCUUAAACAUGUUUCUUUAAAUAUUUAUAAGGCAGUUUAUUACAGAAUAUUUUUAUGCAAUCAUGUGCACAUUAUUGGUAGCAAACAUAGUAUAUUCUUUAGUACUUAAACAUGUUUUUUUAAUAUGCUUUUAAUGGUAAGAAAUGAACUUGAGGUCCCGGGAGAUUUUGUUGCCUUUUCAUUGAUUAGAGACAAUAAAUACCUUGUAACUUCCUAACCAGAUCUGAGCUGUGCUCACAAUAGUAGUAAAGUCAGAUCCUUUGAUGCUGGACCCAGGAGGGAACUCAUUAGCCAACUGUUGAUCACUUAGAACUAGAUGUCUGCGUGAGAAAGUAUAUGUAUACAUAUAUAUGACACGCAGGAGUCACUUUUAUAUAUCUGUCUCUGUCCACGUAUGAAGCCAGGGAGCUGUAGCAGUAUGUUGGUGACGGUCAGGAUGCGCAGAAGUACCAGGUGGGAUUUUUUCCCACACUGACAACUUGGCUUCCUUUCUGUAUGUUCAGUCUGUUUUGUCUGAACGGACACUCCUGUGAGCACUACACUGUUUAUACUCUGAUCUCCGUAGUUCAUCUUAAAUUUACUCAUGGCCCUGGCAAGAUAGCAUACACAAGAUCCCAUGAUUCCAGAGCAUUUUGAAGAAACACACAUAUUUUUAAACAGGGAAAACAUAGCAGGUGGUUCAUAAGCUGUGGGUUUUAGCUAAAUAUUUUGUUUCUUUGUAAUCAUGUUUUUAAAUUCUUUACCAUAUGAAAGAGAAAGAGUGUCAGAGAAGGCUUGGUCUGCUUUUUCUGUGUUCAGAUUCUUUUUAUACUUUGCUGAUCUUUAAACUGUCCAUGGGGGAAAUUUUAUAGCAACAAGUUAAUGAUUUUCACUCAUUGUUUACACAAUGUAAAAUGUGUCAAACUGGGGCCAGCAAGAUGGCUCGGUGGGUAAAAAAGCUUGAUGCCCCACAACCUGUGUCUGCUCUUCAGGAUACACAGGUAGAAGAAAAGAAUUGAUUCCCGCAGGCUGUCUUCUGCCCCCUACACACACACACACACACACACACACACACACACACACACACACGCACACGCACACGCACACAGCAUUUAAAAGUAUGUGCCAAAGUGUAUUUGUUCAGGGCCACCUCCCACCAGCUUACCACUGAGGUAGAACUGUCAGGCUCAUCACCCUGAGUUUGUAGUAAAAGUGUGUCCACGCACAGGCCCCAGAGUCGCCUCCAACGAAAUAAAUGUCAUCCUGAAGUAUGCUAUGAAGCUUGUUGCUUUCUUUCAUCGUAUGCCUGUCAGUAGGAAAAGUAUGUCAAGUUAAAUCGAAUAGAGCACUUUCCAGUGGUCAAUGUCAGUCCUGGGCCAGGCGACUUAGGACCAGGAACAUCAGCUCUCUGAGCCUCCCCCUCCCCCUUUGUCACAAGGGAGUAGAAGCAGAAGGUGGCUGAGAUCUCCUCCCUAUUCCCAGAUGCCUUGGUUGAAUGACCUGCCUCGCUGCUGGUCCUGCCAAUGUGUUGGUGCUAGAAGCUGCUUCAAAUACCGGUUUGUAGUGUGUGCUCACCUAAUCACUUCUGUUAUUGAGUGCCUGUUCUAGGUUUAUGGACUUACUAUUUCUGUGAUGUCUCAUUUUUAGCCAUGUUAACUCUUAACACAUAUUCUCUUAUGUCUCAGUAAAGUUUCAUUUGAUAAAUUGUUGUUGAGAUUUUGUUAUUUGAUAAUAUUCUUUGGCUAUUCAUCCAGCAUCUUAAUCACUUUAAAACUGUGAUCAUUAUUUGGAACUCUGUUCUUUGGAAAGAAUAAAAGCAUUUUUUCACUUGCUAACAUGCUCACAGAUGUGAGAGAAGAGUCAUUAAAAGCUUUACUUACUGGGUCA
This is a messenger RNA of Rattus rattus (black rat), 4035 nucleotides long. RefSeq names its product G protein subunit gamma 12 (gene Gng12). Gene Ontology annotation, cellular component: heterotrimeric G-protein complex. The record is from RefSeq and is a predicted model, not a curated record. Lineage: Eukaryota; Metazoa; Chordata; Mammalia; Rodentia; Muridae. Bases 99 to 317 code for a protein of 72 amino acids. The transcript is spliced from 3 exons. Gene Ontology annotation, molecular function: G-protein beta-subunit binding. Gene Ontology annotation, biological process: G protein-coupled receptor signaling pathway.